AUGGAAUUGUACACUAGAGAUCCACUUAGAAACCCUAAAUCAGAUAUGGUUUCAGACUAUACAAUAAAUUCUGAUGUUGUUGGCACAGAGCUUUCAACCCGCAUGAGUGCAGAAAUUGUCCCGAGAAAUGGAAACAUCGAAACUAAAUUGGCAAUGGCCAUAUAA
Sphenostylis stenocarpa is the source of this 165-nucleotide messenger RNA. NCBI's taxonomy places the organism in Eukaryota, Viridiplantae, Streptophyta, Magnoliopsida, Fabales, Fabaceae. The record is from the annotation of a GenBank genome assembly.